GGCGAGGCUGCUAAAAUCAUAUCAAACUGAUGACGUGUCCACGGAGUCCUUCUGACUUCCGGGUCUACGUUAACGGUGUGCAGUAGAGACCACAGUCACCAAGAAAAUGUCUAAAGUCACGUUUAAAAUCACUCUGACGUCGGAUCCCCGGCUACCCUACAAAGUACUCAGUGUCCCAGAGAGCACGCCGUUUACAGCCGUGUUGAAGUUUGCAGCAGAGGAGUUCAAAGUACCAGCAGCCACCAGUGCCAUCAUUACUAACGAUGGUAUUGGCAUCAACCCAGCUCAGACAGCAGGGAACGUGUUCCUGAAGCACGGUUCAGAGCUGCGCAUCAUUCCCAGAGACAGAGUGGGAGGAAGGGGAGUAGGAACAGACCCAUCUUCCUCCUCCUCGAAGACCCAAUGACUCAGACACACACCGGCUGAAUCAUGUUUAACUUCUGACCUGCGGAACACUCAGUGUGUGUGUGUGUGUGAGUGUCAGUGUGUUUGUGUAUAUAUUUUCUAGACCUGAAAUUACUACACACACACACACCUACAUAAAGAGACACACUGCAGCAGCAAGCUUAAUUUUGUCUAUACUGUCUGCACUAUCCAAAUGCAGCGUCACCCCAGGCUGCCCAUAGACAUCCUCACACUGAAGUAAUUGAUUACACACACACACACACACACACUCUGGCGGCUUCAAGAGAAGGACUCGGCGGAAGCUUAGCAGACAAUGUGCUUUGAGUUUGUGAACAGUUGUAGUUUUGUAUACCUAUUUUAGUUGUAAUGGUAAAUGGCUAAUAUAUCUGCCUCCUUUUUUUGUCCAACAUCUGCAGGCAUAUUUAGGUAUGUAUGUGCUUGCUUUUUGAAGAGGACUGCAUAAAUGUUGGUUCGCACUACACAUUCAAAUGAUUUAGCUUAUUCAGCAUGCCUUCCGAGAGCAUUGUUUAAUAAAUGAUGCUUGUUCAAAGAA
Molecule: messenger RNA, 958 nt
Organism: Salvelinus fontinalis (brook trout)
Lineage: Eukaryota; Metazoa; Chordata; Actinopteri; Salmoniformes; Salmonidae
Gene: ufm1
Product: ubiquitin-fold modifier 1
Exons: 6
Coding region: 107-406 (99 amino acids)
Biological process (GO): protein K69-linked ufmylation
Cellular component (GO): cytoplasm; nucleus
Source: RefSeq, a predicted model, not a curated record